This is a messenger RNA of Staurois parvus, 4117 nucleotides long. The record is from the annotation of a GenBank genome assembly. NCBI's taxonomy places the organism in Eukaryota, Metazoa, Chordata, Amphibia, Anura, Ranidae.
UUUUAAGGUAUAUAUCAUUGAGGUGCAGACAGGUGUCCAUAACUGGAAGGUGAAGCAUCGUUACAGUGACUUUUAUGAUCUCCAUGAAAAACUAACAGCAGAGAACAAAAUAGAACGAAAUUUGCUGCCUCCUAAAAAGAUAAUUGGAAAGAAUUCCAAAAGCUGGUGGAAAAGCGUCAGAAGGAUCUGGAGGUCUACCUACAAGCACUGCUUGCAAAGUUUCCUGUUACUGUUCCAAGAGCUUUGUCCCAUUUUUUGCACUUUCACUUAUAUGAAAUUCAUGGAAUUGCUGCUGUUCUGGCUGAGGAGCUUUACCAUAAUGGAGAGCAAUUACUUAUAGCAGGAGAAGUAUUUCAUAUGAGACCUCUACAAUUGUAUGCCAUAACACAAUUGCUGCGACUUGGCAAACCAACCUGUAUUAAUGGAGAUGCCAAAACUGACCUUGGGCACAUACUUGAUUUUACUUGUAGACUUAAAUAUUUAAAGAUCAGUGGUUCAAAAGGUCCUGUUGGAACAAGUAAUAUUCAAGAGCACUUGCUAUCAUAUGAUCUAUCUGUAUUUAAAUCACUUUGUCAAGUAGAGAUCUGUCAUUCGGAUGCACGACUUAUCAAAGGCUUCACCUCUUGCAAGAAAACACUGGAAACUAUGACUGUUCAGUUUUCAGCAUCAUCAAUGAAGGAUAUUCUGGUGCCUGAGGCUCUUGAAUUCGAUCAUUGGGAGGCAGAAGGUGCAACAUCUGACUGUCCUAUAACAGCUGUAGUGCCGAAAUGGAGUACGCUGACCACUGUGGAUAUGAGCCACAAUCAGAUUUCUUGUAUUGAUGAUUCUGUGAAAAUUGCUCCACAAAUAGAGUUUCUGGCCUUGAAUCGUAACAAGAUAUCCUCCAUAGAAAAUCUGCAGUACUUGUAUAACCUGAUUCACUUGGAUCUGUCGUACAACAAACUCUCUGGGCUGGAAGGCAUUCACUCAAAGAUUGGAAAUAUAAAAACACUAAAUUUAGCUGGAAACCUGCUAGAAAGUCUCAAAGGGCUCAAUAAAUUAUAUUCCCUGGUCAACCUGGAUUUAAGCAACAACAAGAUCUCACAGGUUGAUGAAAUAAAAAAUAUUGGGAAUCUUCCAUGCUUGGAAACUAUGAUUCUGACCGACAACCCUGUGAUAAUUAUCCCUGAUUACAGAACAAAAGUUCUUGCACAGUUUGGGGACAGAGCUGCAGAGGUUUGUUUGGACAAUACUGCUACAACAGAAAAAGAACUGGACACAGUAGAAGUGCUGAAAGCAAUCCAGAAAGCAAAGGAAGCAAAAAGUAAACUGAAUAAUACUGAUAAAAAGAUGAGUGAGGACUUCCGGCUCACUGCUUCCAGCUCUUCUUUUCCUGCAAAUGCUUCCUCCUCUGUCUCUCGGACUGUUAUCUCCAGUCAAGACCAGCCCACAGACAUCAGAUCCUCUAGUCUAACUCGCAAUGAUCAUUCACAGAGAAAAGGUGGAAUUCAACAUUCUGCACAUGAUAAAGUAAAAAGCAGAGAGCCAUCCAAAUCUGAAGUAGUUACACAAAAUGAUGAUAAAAAUCUUCAUGUUGUCAGUCUGAUUACGUUAGAAGAGGAGUCUACAGUAUUUCCAGAACUUCACUGCUCCCUUUUUCCUAUCCCUUGCGUAUCAAAUACUGACACUGAUCGAGAUUUUAUUCCUUACUUUUCCACAUCAAUUGCCCAUGCACUAAAGCAGAAGCAGCAUCUAGCAGGAAAGCUGGAGACAAGUAAUAACCCAAGAGGAGACUCUUGUGAACCAGAGGAUGGCUACUUUGAAAUGGGACUCCACAAGAAAGACCAUAGUGUAGACUGGAAUCUUCCAGAGAGAACUCCAUGUCUUCAAGACACAAAUAUCAGUAUUGUACGAGUACUUUGGAACUUCUCAGUUCACCUUCAGGGAGACAAUGUCAAACCAUUUUCUUCAUGCCUUGUUUUAACUGAUACCUUAAUUGCCUUUUUUGAGGUCCAUCGUGAGGAGCCGGAAAAAAGCCACACUUCCCUUCCAUCUUUGCUAAAACUAGUUUUCUAUUUUUAUUAUGAAGAUGUAACUGAAUUUGGAGUUCUAAUACCAGAGACAUGCAUAGCACUUAAUAUAAGAAAUGGAGAGGAGUACAUAGUCAUAGUAUCAGAAUCUCGAAACGUGGAAGAAUUUUCUUCAUGUUUACAUGAACAGUGUUCACAAAACAGCAUUUCACUGCCAUCUGUCUCAGCCCCGACUUUCGAAGCUGGACUUCAAAGUUUCUUUCAACAUCUAUUAGUGGAGCACCAGAUAGAUUUAGCAGAUUGUGAAGUUAAAGGUUUUUUUCCAGUGUGUUUGCUUUAUUUUGAUGUCCUUUUUAAAAGAAACACUCAAGGAGACCUGCAUGAAAAAAACUCUAAGGGCACAGAGUUGAGUUCUGCACCUUUUUUUUAUCAUAAAGCACAAUUCUAAUCACAAUACUGAUAAUGCUUUGCCGGUUUGGUUGUUCUUUACUCAACAAGAUAUGAUAAUGGUCCAAAUAGAUUAUCAUAUGAUCUCUAGGGAUAAAAAACUGUCUGACUGUUCCCAAAAUAUCUUCACCCUGAGCAAAGUUCCUCUUGCUUCCAUAGUUGUGCAUCCAAUGUGCCAGCCCACUGAAGAGAACCAUUCUCUCCAAGACGGUCAUGUUCUCCAGUUAAUUUUGGAUUCCAUGUCUGUGACUGCUUUUUUUGUUUUACCUCAAGAUAAAUGCCGCUUUUUAUAUCUGUAUAAAUCACUGAGAACUUCCCUUCCUGAUUUUAAAAACAUAGUAAUUUUAAAGGCUUUAAUGAACUUGAAAAGCACACAGGGUAACCUUCUGGAAACCAAGAAAACUCAUCUGCAGACUGUUAGUACCAUUAAACUUUCCAUGACCUUACCUACCACAUACCCUAAUGAAAGUUUACAUUAUAAAUUAAGUGAAGAAAACCAGAUACCAUUCCACCUAUCAGCAUCUGAACCAUUGCAAUUUAUCUCUGCACUUACUGGGAAAAGCAUUGUGGAAUUCUUCCACAACAGUGUUUCUGAGGAUGAAAAUGAAGAAUUACGGCACCUCAUGUGGUCAUCCCUUUCAUUUUAUCGGACACCAGACGUGGAAAUCACAUCCUGUGUUUUGCUGUCAACAAAGGCAGUUUAUUUUGUGCUGGAUGACACAAUAAAAAAGAUAAAUCAGAUACCACUGAAUUCCUGCAACCAAAACAAUGCCAGCUUAGAGCACAGUUUGUUCCACCAUUGCUGCUGUAUAGGGAUAAAGUUCAGUGAUCUGCAGUCUGUAAACAUUGGACUUUUUGACCAGUUCUUUAGAAUAACAGGUCCUUCUCCAAACCAUGUUGUAACGUGUUUAACCAGAGACAGCUAUACUACCCAUGCAUUCAUCCAACAGCUCAUGUCUGUAUUAUCCUUGCUGGCACGAACACCAUCCCCAGAGCCUGUAGAAAAAGACUUCUACUCAGAGUUUGGCAAUAAGAAAACAGGAACAAUGGAAAACUAUGAAAUGAUCCAUUCCAGCAGAGUGAAGUUUAUUUAUCCAAAUGAAGAAGAAAUUGGGGAUCUUACUUACAUUGUAACAGAAAGAACUGACUCUCUAGGAACAUUGCCAUCUUUAAACAUUUUACUGUAUGUCCUGGCAUUCCAAGUAAGCACAGUAGAUGGAACUGACCAAGAAGCUUUGCUGCAACCUAAAACCCUCAUUCUCACAAGCUCAGACCUGUUUUUGUUCAAUGAAGAUUACAUCAGUUACCCACUUCCUGAUUUUGCCAAAGAACCCCCGAAAAAAGAUAAGUACCAGUUAGUGGAUGGGAGGCGUAUUCGGGAUUUAGACCGUGUGCUGAUGGGCUACCAAACUUAUCCUCAGACUCUUACAUUCGUGUUUGAUGACUCUAGCAACCAAGACUUGAUGCACAGUUUAUCUAUGGAUCAUUUUGCGGAACCUUUAAGUCCCUGCAACAUUCAGAAAACCUGUGGCAAUAAUCAAGAAGUACAGUGGUACAUCUUUAUUCCAAGUGCUGACUGCCGGGAAAAGUUGAUAUCGCUUCUUGCCCGCCAGUGGGAGAUUCUGUGUGGUAGGGAGUUACCUUUGGAGUUGACAGGAUGA